AUGGCGCUCUUCGAAGCCAAGGUCAAAUGUGUGCUCUCCGGAGACACGGUGGUCCUCCACAACAUCAACAACCCCAAAGCGGAGCGCACUCUGAGCCUGGCUUUUGUAUCGGCCCCGCGAAUGAAGCGCGAGGGUGAUGAGCCCUUCGCCUUCGAGUCACGCGACUACCUCCGCCGCCUGCUCGUGGGCAGGGUGGUGCGCUUCCAGGUGCUCUACAAGAUUCCGACGGGCGCCAACCGCGAGUACGGCCUCAUUGUGUUACCGAACAAGGUGGUGCUGCCCGAGCAGGCUGUCGCUGAGGGCUGGCUGAAGCUGCGCGACGACGCCGGCCGCAAGGAGGACUCAGACGAGGCUGCACAUCUUCUGGAGCGUCUGCAGGUGGUUGAGGCCCGCGCCCGCGCCGACUCCAAGGGCCUAUGGGCCGAGUCACCCUCGAAAAUCCGCACGGCGAACGAGCUGGGCGAUGCGGCCGCCUUUGUUGAGCAGCACAAGGGUCAGGACCUCGAUGCCAUUAUUGAGAGAGUUGUCACCGGCGACCGCCUCAUUGUUCGCUUCCUCGUCACGCCAACCGAGCAUGUGCAGACCAUGGUCCUCCUCGCCGGCAUCCGCGCACCCGCGACGAAGCGCACGAAUCCCUCGGACGGCAAGGAACAGCCAGCCGAGCCCUUUGGAGAGGAGGCACAUCAGUUCGUCGAGACGCGCUUGCUGCAGCGUGGGGCCAUGGUGCAGGUGCUUGGAACCACGCCGAAUGGCCAGAUCGUGGCUGAUGUUAAACACCCUACCCAGGGCAGCAUCACUCCCCACAUCCUCAGAGCCGGCCUCGCGAAAUGUACCGACCACCACACCACGCUGCUCGGUUCGCAGAUGGCUGCGCUACGCCAGGCGGAGAAGGCAGCCAAGGACAGCCGCCAGGGACUCUUCCAAGGCCAUGUGGCUCCUCGGGCCAACGUUGCGGGCGGCGAUCUCGAGGCCGUCGUCAGCAGGGUCCAGAGCGCUGAUACACUGUUUCUGCGUAAUAAGGCUGGCGUCGAGAGACGCGUCAACCUGAGUAGUGUUCGCCAGCCAAAGCCCACAGAUCCCAAGCAGUCGCCCUGGGUGGCAGAAGCAAAGGAGUUUCUGCGCAAGAAACUCAUCGGCAAGCACGUCAGAUUCCAUGUCGACGGAAAACGCCCGGCAACCGAAGGCUUUGAUGAGCGCGAGAUGGUCACGGUUACAUACCAAGGCAAAAACAUUGGUUUACUACUCGUCGAGAACGGCAUGGCCUCUGUGAUCCGCCACCGACAAGACGACACCGACCGCAGUCCCAUCUACGACGACCUCUUGAUCGCCGAGUCAGCAGCGCAGGAGCAGAAGAAGGGUCUCUGGUCUGACAAGACUCCAAGCGUCAAGCAGUACGUCGACUAUUCUGAGUCGCUGGAGAAGGCCAAGAGACAGCUCACUCUGCUGUCACGCCAGCGCAAGGUCCCCGCCAUUGUCGACUUUGUCAAAUCCGGCUCUCGCUUCACCGUGCUCGUACCUCGCGAGAACGCAAAACUUACCUUUGUACUGUCCGGUAUUCGCGCGCCCAAAUCAGCGAGGAACGCCGACGACAAGGGCGAGCCAUUUGGCAAAGAGGCUCACGAAUUUGCCAGCAGGCGAUUGCAACAACGCGAUGUUGAAAUUGACGUCGAAGAUUGCGACAAGGUUGGCGGCUUCAUUGGCACCUUGUACAUCAACCGCGAGAACUUCGCCAAGACUCUGGUAGAAGAAGGUCUGGCCACAGUACACGCCUAUUCUGCGGAAAAGUCUGGCAAUGCAAAUGAGUUGUUUGCUGCGGAACAAAGGGCAAAGGAUGCUCGCAAGAACCUUUGGCAUGACUAUGACCCCUCGCAAGAAGAGGAUGGCGAAACAACGGCCGGUGCCGCUGCGCCGUCAAAUGGCGACGCCGCCCCAUCAACAAGGAGGAAGGACUACCGCGAUGUCAUGGUCACUCACGUCGAAGACGAUGGCAGGCUCAGACUGCAGGAGAUUGGCUCGGGCACCGCUGCGUUAACAUCACUCAUGAGCGCGUUCAGCAAGUUCCACCUGAACCCCGCCAACAACUCGGGACUACCUAACCCACCAAAAGCCGGCGAGUUCGUUGCAGCCAAGUUCACCGCUGAUGACCAAUGGUACCGCGCACGUAUACGACGCAACGACCGUGAAGCGAAGAAAGCCGAAGUCGUCUACGUUGACUACGGCAACUCGGAAACCAUUCCGUGGACCCGUCUUCGACCCCUUUCCCAGCCCGAAUUUCUGCCUUCCAAGUUGAAACCACAAGCUGUUGAGGCGCAGCUCGCAUUCGUUCAACUGCCUGGCAACCCAGAGUAUCUUGCAGACGCUGUCCGGUUCAUCUCACAGGAGACUGCAGACCGUCAGUUGGUUGCCAAUGUUGACCAAGUGGAGAAGGACGGCAUGCUCUGGGUCACUUUGUAUAACCCCGAGCAGAGCAAGACGGGCAUUGAGAGCGUCAACGCAGAUGUCAUUGACGAGGGCCUUGGUAUGGUUCCCAAGAAGCUGAGGCCAUGGGAGCGUAGUGCAAGCGACGUUCUUGCCGCGUUGAAGAAGAAGCAGGAUGUAGCCAAGGAAGAGAGGAGGGGUCAAUGGGAGUAUGGCGAUCUGACUGAAGAUGACUAG
This is a messenger RNA of Plenodomus lingam JN3, 2655 nucleotides long. RefSeq lists its product as uncharacterized. Gene Ontology annotation, molecular function: nuclease activity; RNA binding. Gene Ontology annotation, cellular component: nucleus; RISC complex; cytosol. NCBI's taxonomy places the organism in Eukaryota, Fungi, Ascomycota, Dothideomycetes, Pleosporales, Leptosphaeriaceae. Gene Ontology annotation, biological process: mRNA catabolic process; regulatory ncRNA-mediated gene silencing. The record is from RefSeq and is a predicted model, not a curated record.